AUGUCUAGUGUCGACUGCAGAAUCGCCGAAUUAAACGACCACAACAACUGCUCUGAGCUUCCGACCAGUGAUCACAGUUACUACGCUGAAGUUGCUAGGGAGCAUCGAAUAUCUCUGAAUCCUCCGAAAAGAGCCUCUCAUACUUCACGCAAAGUCAUGCAUGAGCAUCUUGAGCCAAUCACUACCCCAAAGUCAACACCGUAUUACACCGCAAACCAGCUCUUCCAAAUUGCUCCUGGUAUGACUCUUGAAGAUAUUUCGCCUGUAUCUUCCGAGCAAUCGCCAUUGACGCCAAGUUCGAUUGCGACUUCCAACACACGGCGACAGUCGAGUUUUCACUACGGCAUACCCCCAUUGACUCGGCACCAGAUGCCACAGCCAGCGAUAAGCCAAGAUGUGCAAGUAUCACCAGCCUCAGACCAUUUCCAAAAUUAUCCAUAUAGAAUGGAGCCUGAAUCACACCAACGAACCAUGAGGACUUCUUUUCAUACUGCUUCGUCCACGGCUGGAUUCGUAUACGGUUCCGAUACCGCCGGCCUGCCACAGACAUGUUUUCUUUCUUCUAAUGGCGCGCCCGAGUAUUCUAGACCAAGCCACGAUCUGCCUCCAUAUAUUUACCCGCCUUCACCACAUAUUCAAGGAGGCUCGAACCUCUGCGACAAAACCGCUCGGUAUUACGAAUAUGAAUCGAGUCCUAGGACAUUCAAUCAUGCGUAUAAUUCAUACUAUAACGUCAAUGUUGGUCAGUGGACUUCGUCAGCAUCUGCAUAUCCUCUAGAUGAGAAUAAAGCCAAAUGUAAUGUGCCAGAUAUCUCCACUGCAUGCGAAUCCGGGAAGGUUCUCUCGAUAGCCUGUGAGAUGUGCGGUGCCAUGUUCAAUGGUCGGUAUGUCGGUACGACUGCGAUCAUGUCAGACGAAACUUGCUGA
Plenodomus lingam JN3 is the source of this 927-nucleotide messenger RNA. RefSeq lists its product as uncharacterized. NCBI's taxonomy places the organism in Eukaryota, Fungi, Ascomycota, Dothideomycetes, Pleosporales, Leptosphaeriaceae. The record is from RefSeq and is a predicted model, not a curated record.